GAGACCCGUAGUUCUCUGAUCAUCCUCCGGUUUCCACUCUCAGCAAAACAUAAAUCAACGAUAAUCUCUCAGUCUCUUUACUCAUUCUUCUUAUUUGGAUAAGAUCUCUCUCUAUCUCUCUAUCCCUCGUUUCAGCAGACUCAAUCCAAACCCUAACCUCUUUGAUUCCCAUCGCAUAAUAUUAAUUAUUCUCUUCAGGAAAUCAAUUAUAAAAAUUAAGAAACACCUUUCUUUACCAUCCCUCUUUUUAUUCUUACUCCAUGCUUUUAAAUGUCAAAUUGUUCAAUCUUUCCUUUGCCCUUAAAUACUGUCACCACCACCAUCACUUCUAAACUACAAACCCUUCUCGUAUCCUCUUAAGAAUAAGUACUUAGAAUACAUUACAAAUACAUAAGAAAACAAGAGAGGAACAAAAAAGAAGAACGAUUCUUGGUUUAGCUUUCUUGAUGGAUUGGAAGAGAGAGAUGGAAGGAAAACUAGCAAAUGACAACUUGUCCUCCAACCACGGCAUGAUGACGUCACAACGCCGCAUCUGCGUCUUCACCGGACCAGUGAUCGUAGGCGCUGGACCGUCGGGACUAGCGACGGCGGCUUGUCUCAAAGAGAAAGGAAUAAUCGUAUUACUCGAGAGAUCAAACUGCAUAGCGUCACUGUGGCAGCUUAAGACAUACGACCGCCUCCGUCUUCACCUUCCAAAGAAAUUCUGUGAGCUUCCGCUUAUGCCCUUUCCUACUGACUUCCCAACUUAUCCGACAAAACAGCAGUUCAUCGAGUACCUCGAGGACUACGCUCGUAGGUUCGAUAUACGACCGGAGUUUGGUCAGACGGUUGAGUCGGCGGAGUUUGAUGAGAACCUCGAGUGGCGAGUGAGGAGCGUGGGUAAAGAUGGCAUGAUGGAGUAUGUUUGCCGGUGGUUGGUAGCUGCCACGGGGGAGAAUGCAGAGCCUGUUGUCCCUAGGUUUGAGGGGAUGGAGAAGUUUGCGGCGACGGGGAUAGUUAAGCAUACGAGUCAUUAUAAGACUGGUGGAGAUUUCGCCGGAAAAAGAGUUUUGGUCGUCGGAUGUGGAAACUCCGGCAUGGAGGUUUGUUUGGAUCUAUGCAACUUCGGUGCUCAGCCUUCUCUCGUUGUCAGAGACGCUGUGCACGUCCUACCACGAGAGAUGUUGGGUACUUCAACUUUUGGGCUGUCCAUGUUGUUACUCAAAUGGUUGCCCAUCCGGCUCGUUGACCGUUUCCUCUUGGUUGUUUCCUGGUUCAUCCUUGGGGAUACCACCCUGUUAGGUCUUAACCGACCCCGGUUAGGUCCACUAGAGCUCAAAAAUCUCACCGGCAAAACCCCGGUUCUAGACGUGGGGACGCUUGCCAAGAUCAAAACAGGAGAUAUCAAGGUUUGUUCCGGGAUAAGAAGGUUAAAACGGCACGAAGUCGAGUUCGAUAACGGGAAAACGGAGAAAUUUGACGCCAUAAUAUUGGCAACUGGCUACAAAAGCAACGUACCCUCUUGGCUAAAGGAGAAUAAAAUGUUUAGUAAGAAAGAUGGGUUCCCAAUACAAGAGUUUCCGGAGGGAUGGAGAGGGGAAUGUGGGCUAUAUGCGGUGGGGUUCACAAAACGUGGGAUUUCUGGAGCAUCAAUGGAUGCAAAGAGAAUAGCUCAAAAUAUAUACGAGUGUUCAAGAAAAUCUGAUCAAGCCCAUAGACAUAUACAAGUGUUCAUGUCAAGAAAACCUGAUCAAGCCUAGAGUAGAUUAAUACUAGACGGUUGAGAGAUGAAAUGUUUCUAUCAGAAAACGAUAUAACUUGAAGACGGGUAGCGAUCAAAGAAGCAAAUUGAUGGUUUGGGUUUCAAGGGGAGGAUUGGGGAGUGAUGUAAAUUAAGACUUAUCUCCAGCUGCAAUGCAGUUUUGAGGAAAGAAAGAAUGAAAAGGAAAUUUAGUGAGAGUGAACGUGGUGGGAAUUGAUGAUCAUCUGCCCCAAGGAGAGGAGGGGACCCUCUCUCUCUUUGCAUGCUUAUAACCCACUUUGUAAAUCUUUCUACACUUUCUUUCAAUGCUUUCAUUUU
Messenger RNA from Raphanus sativus (radish), 2059 nucleotides. RefSeq names its product indole-3-pyruvate monooxygenase YUCCA6. Gene Ontology annotation, biological process: auxin biosynthetic process. The record is from RefSeq and is a predicted model, not a curated record. Lineage: Eukaryota; Viridiplantae; Streptophyta; Magnoliopsida; Brassicales; Brassicaceae. Gene Ontology annotation, molecular function: NADP binding; flavin adenine dinucleotide binding; N,N-dimethylaniline monooxygenase activity.